UUUCCUCCCAGUAACUUUUUUCAGCAAUCCUGGCUCUUCCCCACAUGGCAUGUGUUAGUGUUUAACCAGCGUUCAGGAGGCAAAGAGUAACCCAGUCCCUGAUCCAGUCACCGCUCUCCACUGUCCAACAUGAAGACCUACGGCAAAAUCUUCAGCAAAAUCUGCAGAGCCAUUUCCAUCCGCAACAGGUGGGCACGGGAAGCCCUGGCAGAGCUCAUAUCCACCUUCAUCAUGAUGCUCUUCGGACUGGGAUCUGUUGCUCAGGUGGUGUUAGGAAGACAUCAGUUUGGCCAAUAUCUCAGCAUUAAUCUCUCGUUUGGGCUUGGAGUCACCAUGGGAAUCCAUGUGGCCGGAGGAGUUUCUGGUGCUCAUAUGAACUCUGCCGUGUCACUAACAAACGCCGUUCUGGGAAAUCUGCCUUGGAAAAAACUGCCAGUUUAUGUACUGGCCCAAAUGCUCGGAUCCUUCCUGGCAGCUGUAGUGGUGUAUUGUCUCUAUUCUGAGGCAAUGUACAACUACUGCGGUGGAAACUUCACAGUGACAGGUCCAAAUGAGACAGCCAGUAUAUUUGCCACAUACCCGCAGCCCUACUUGUCCAUUGGAGGAGGGUUCUUGGACCAGGUCAUUGGCACAGCAGCCUUGUUACUUUGCCUCCUUGCAAUUGGUGACAUUAAGAAUAGCCCGGCCCUUAGGGGGACUGAAGCUCUUAUAGUAGGACUGUUGGUCACUGUCAUUGGGAUGUCCAUGGGAAUGAAUUCUGGAUACGCCAUCAACCCAGCAAGGGAUCUUGGACCCCGGGUCUUUACUGCUAUUGCUGGAUGGGGAAUAGAAGUAUUCCGAGCCGGACAUUACUGGAGCUGGGUCCCCAUCGUGGCUCCAUGUGUUGGUGGCCUGACCGGUGCCUUUCUGUACAAGCUUCUUGUUGGGCUUCACCAUCAGCCGGAGGAAGAAGAGACCAAAGUGGAGGAGAUGGAGAAAGGGAACCAAGAGACUUUCAGUGAGUUCAUGUGAACGCCAGGAGCAGCAAUGGAGAUGGCAUCAAUGGAACCGGCUGGACCGUAACCUUGUGGCCAUCGGCAGGACAUGUGUAAAGCCCUUGUAGUGGCUCUCCGUAUACACAGCACUCGCUGCUACAGUCUAUCACAUACACGGCCAUGUACUGUACAUAUGCAGUGUGAGCAGCUAGUGAAACCCGGCCAGGCACCCUUUCCCUCUUGGCUCAGAGAUACCUGGGGGGGGAGGGCAGCAGUGCACUUUGGGGAAUUAAUUCUAGGGGGACGGCAGCAGUGAACUUGGAGGAAUUAAUUCUAGGGGGGAAGAAGCAGUGAACUUGGAGGAAUUAAUUCUAGGGGGACGGCAGCAGUGAACUUGGGGGAAUUAAUUCUAGGGGGACGGCAGCAGUGAACUUGGAGGAAUUAAUUCUAGGGGGGGAAGAAGCAGUGAACUUGGAGGAAUUAAUUCUAGGGGGACGGCAGCAGUGAACUUGGGGGAAUUAAUUCUAGGGGGACGGCAGCAGUGAACUUGGAGGAAUUAAUUCUAGGGGGGGAAGAAGCAGUGAACUUGGAGGAAUUAAUUCUAGGGGGACGGCAGCAGUGAACUUGGGGGAAUUAAUUCUAGGGGGGAAGAAGCAGUGAACUUGGAGGAAUUAAUUCUAGGGGGACGGCAGCAGUGAACUUGGGGGAAUUAAUUCUAGGGGGACGGUAGUAGUAAACUUGGAGGAAUUAAUUCUAGGGGGACGGCAGUAGUGAACUUGUGGGAAUUAAUUCUAGGGGGACGGCAGUAGUGAACUUGGGGGAAUUAAUUCUAGGGGGACGGCAGUAGUGAACUUGGAGGAAUUAAUUCUAGGGGGACGGCAGCAGUAAACUUGGAGGAAUUAAUUCUAGGGGGACGGCAUAGUGAACUUGGGGGAAUUAAUUCUAGGGGGACGGCAGCAGUGCACUUGGGGGAAUGAUUUCCUGGGGGGCGACAGCAGUGAACUUGGGGGAAUUAGGGAGAGAGUGGCUCCCUUCAGUGAAUGAAACGAGUACAGCUUGUAUGUAGUAGCCCUUAUUUCAGGUUGCAAUAUAGAGUUUAUACAGUAAAUACAUAAGUUGUAUAUAGCCCAACGAUAGCUAGACCAUUUUGAGUGUCAUUAAAUGAGUUCUGGGGCAUCUUUGGAGGCAACAACAGGUGGAAAUUUGCCCCUGUAUUGAUGCCAUAAAAAUGUCACUUUAAUAUUUAAUAGGAGCCCAAAGAGCAGCGCUCAAAGCUGUGACGCAAGGGAACCCUGUACCCCUCCAUGAGUGAACAACCUUUCAAUACCCUGGAAUUUUGGGAUAAAUACAGCAUUGUGUUGUAAAACAAACAAACAUGCUGCCGUGUGCAGAUCUUUGCACUUUGCCUGCUCAUAGUAAAUGGCUCUUUCCUACGGUUAUUUAUAUAUUUAGUUAUGUCUGUGUGUUCCUCAACCUAACCUUUCCAGAUGUAACCAACCCACAGCACUAGUCACCUAUUUGUAAUGUGCUGACAGACAGCAUGGCUGAGUUGUUUGCAGCAGGAAAACACAAGUUAGGUUGGAAAGGCACACAUUGAUAAAGCAUUUAUAUCUCAAAAACUAAAAGAGAGAAACUGAAUCCUCUACCGUUUGGGGGAAUAUUGAUAUCAAUGAGUUUCCCCUUUAAUCACUUGAGAAAAACAAUUCUUUCAUCAGUUUCUUGCCUCGUAACGGAAUCACCCAAAGGUCCCAUUUACAGCAUUUUGGACUCUCAGCAUCAA
This is a messenger RNA of Xenopus laevis (African clawed frog), 2754 nucleotides long. It is a transcript of the gene aqp7.L, whose product is annotated as aquaporin 7 L homeolog. NCBI's taxonomy places the organism in Eukaryota, Metazoa, Chordata, Amphibia, Anura, Pipidae. Bases 130 to 1011 code for a protein of 293 amino acids. Gene Ontology annotation, biological process: urea transmembrane transport; water transport; glycerol transmembrane transport. The transcript is spliced from 6 exons. Gene Ontology annotation, molecular function: glycerol channel activity; channel activity; urea transmembrane transporter activity. Gene Ontology annotation, cellular component: plasma membrane; membrane; basolateral plasma membrane. The record is from RefSeq and is a predicted model, not a curated record.